AUGACGCCAGAUGACAAUAUAAACAUUCUUGAUAGAUUGGUGAAUGCAAAUAGAGAAUAUAUAGACAUGACUGCAGAUGAAGAUGAAGAAAUUCUCGACGAAUUGAUGUCACAAAAUAAAAAACACAUUGGUUUGAUAACAGAUGAUAAAGGUAUUCUUUAUAAUGAUUUUAAUAUGAUGUCAGUCAAUAAAGAAUACUUUAAUUCGAGGGCAGAUAAAAUUUUGGAUGAACUGAUGUUAGGAAAUAGAAAAUAUCUGGAUGAACUUAUUAUGCCAAAUUAUAAAGGCAAGAUUGGGACUGAAAAUAAAGGAAAGGUCCAUCAGAAUACAGAAUAUAAGGGAAAGAUUAAUGAUCAGGGGACAGAAUAUAAGGGAAAGAUCUAUGAUCGGAGGACAGAAUAUAAGGGAAAGAUUAAUGAUCAGGGGACUGAAAAUAAGGGAAAGAUUAAUGAUCAGGGGACAGAAUAUAAGGGAAAGAUCUAUGAUCGGAGGACAGAAUAUAAGGGAAAGAUUAAUGAUCAGGGGACGAGUGAACAAAAGACAGAAAUAAGAAAAAUCCAUGAUGAAAAGAAGGAAAGUUGUCAAAAUAUUUGUGGAGAACAGAAGGUUGAAAGUCAACUCCUGGGUGAUGUGACAGCAAAUGAUCGCGAUAUUCUGGAUCAAUUAAUGAUCAAUAAUAAGGAACAUAUUGAUUUGAUAAUAGAUAAUAAAGAUGUUCUUAAUGAAUUAAUAAAUGACAAUAAAGAACAUAUUGGUUUGACAACAGAUGAUACAAAAAUUCUGGAUAAAUUGAUGACUGAAAACAAACAGCAUUUUGAUUCUAUGGCUGAUAACAAAUUCUUAAAGAUGGCUUUUCGUAUUUUUAAGAGUAAAAUCAAGCAAACUAUUGGUGGUUAUAAUGAAUUAGGCCUAUCCAUGUAUUCUUAA
Lottia gigantea (owl limpet) is the source of this 927-nucleotide messenger RNA. RefSeq lists its product as hypothetical. The transcript has a single exon. The record is from RefSeq and is a predicted model, not a curated record. NCBI's taxonomy places the organism in Eukaryota, Metazoa, Mollusca, Gastropoda, Lottiidae. The coding region runs from base 1 to 927 and encodes 308 amino acids.